CUUCGAUGACUCAUGGCUUUUCGAAUCAUGGAACAGGCUGUCGAUUUUUUGACCUUUCCCCACACUUUUGCGGCAGUCGGGUUGCCUUCUCCUCUGCCCGCUGAAGCUAGUCCUAGGUGCAGGUAUCCAGCUUACAAACACCCAGGUUGCCCGUAUUCCCGACAUAUUUCAGCGAGCCCAGAACAUGAGCAUGGUCGGUAGCUCUCGCCGGAGUGGAACACGCGAAAAACACCCCCCAACCAUGCUGGUGUCAACACCAGCAGACACCGCUGAAGCGCCGGAACAGCAGCAUCCCGAGGGUCUCAAGAUCGGCAAGCACCAGUUCUCGGACGCUUCGGUCGAGCUAGAGAUCGAAGAUACCCUGUUUGCCGUUCACAAGAGCGUACUUGCGUACAACAGUACGUUUUUCGCCGAUAUGUUCAGCGGAAAGUGGAAGGAGGGAGGUACCGCUCAGCAGCCCGUCGACAAACCUCCCCGAGUCAAGCUGGGGGGUAUCAAAGCCCAUGCUUUUGCGAUGUUUCUCGAUGUCAUUUAUGAUCCAUACCGACACGACGAGGUUUGGCUCGACCUCAACAACCUGCUGGCCUUGUCGGACGUUUGUGACUACCUCCACUGCGACUUAAUUAACGAGCAGAUAAAGCUUCAUAUCGAGGACGAGUUUGAAAUCACUUGGAACAACGUCGAAGACAUUCUGUCGAGAUGCAACCCGCUCAUCGAGAACCAAGGAGUGUUGCGGACAGAAUGCGAGCACUGGCUCUGUGGGGUUGACGAAACGAAGACCAUGCAAGCACUCUUCUUGGCAGAGAAGCACAACCUCAGCAUUGUCCUGGAUCUGAGCGCUGAUCCCCUGGGUGCACGGGUGCCGCAGUUUCCUUAUAAAUCUGAACAUUUCAAGCUGCUUUCGGCAGAGCUUCGCGAACGUGUUCUGUUGACCGUGCUCAAGAAAUAUGACCCUGACGAGAUGAUCAGUGAGGCUCAACCACCUACGCACUUUGAUUAUCAAUACGAAUGGGAAGAGCAGCGCCGUCGCGAGCAAGGCGCGAGACACCCAGCCACUGAGAACUUCCGCGGGUUUGCCUGCCGAAUCGCCCACAGGCUUCGCAACCGGCAACCUGCUGUCCAGCCCCGCCCGCCAUCAAGGGAGUCGUCAUACACAAACAGCGAGCCAGCCGCGCUGAGCGAACUGAGCGAUCAAGAGGUUUAGCGACGGCGCG
Messenger RNA from Fimicolochytrium jonesii, 1214 nucleotides. RefSeq lists its product as uncharacterized. NCBI's taxonomy places the organism in Eukaryota, Fungi, Chytridiomycota, Chytridiomycetes, Spizellomycetales, Powellomycetaceae. The coding region runs from base 185 to 1204 and encodes 339 amino acids. The transcript has 2 exons. The record is from RefSeq and is a predicted model, not a curated record. Gene Ontology annotation, molecular function: protein binding.